GUGGGAGCAGAACCUCAGAUGGGUUCUGAUUGGUUCUGAUCUUUCGGGUCCACUUCUGCGCGGUGAAGAAAGGAACUGUUGAACUUUCCAGGAUCCGGUUCCUCUGAGCUCGGUUCAGUUCGGGUAUGUGAGUCCUGCUUCAGCUGAUCCCAGGAUUGGACCGGGCCGGAGGCUCCGAACCGUUCUGCGGUCCAACUUCAGGUCAGAACUCCAGAGUUCGGAAUCCGGACGGGCUGCGGAGGAAGAGGAAGCGCUCUCUGUCUAAUGGACAAAGUUCCUUCAUCAUCAUCACAUCAGCUGCGGCAAGAGAGGAAGAUGAGCAUCAUCAUCAUCAUGUCGGUCUGUCUGGUUCCGCUGGUCUCCUGCAGCGCAGAGACGCCUGAUGAGGAAAACCUGAACCCGGAGGAGUGGCUCCGUCGUUUCGGCUACCUGUCCCGGUCCGGUCUCCAGAUGUCCGGCCCGCUUUCGGCCCAGAUUCUGACCAGAGCCGUCAGCGACAUGCAGCGCGUCUACGGCCUGGCGCCGACCGGACGCCUGGACGCCGCCACGCUGGCGGCGAUGCAGCGGCCUCGCUGCGCCCUCCCUGACAGGACGCCUGAGGCCGGGGUCGGCGGGGUCAGGACAAGGCGCUUCGCCCUGACGGCUCAGCGCUGGGAUAAGGAGCGGCUCUCCUUCAGCAUCCUGUACCGGCGGAUCCCGCCCUCGCUGGGUCUGAACCGGACCUCCGACGCAAUCCGCCGGGCCUUUGGCGUGUGGAGCCGCGUGACGCCACUGUCCUUCCAGGAGCGACCUGCGGGGGGUGCUGCCGACAUCCUGCUCCUCUUUGCCUCUGGUUUCCAUGGAGACAUGUCCCCGUUUGAUGGUGAGGGCGGGUCGCUGGCCCACGCCUUCUACCCCGGGCCGGGAAUGGGCGGAGAUACGCACUUCGACGCCGACGAGCCGUGGACGCUGGACGCCCAGAACCAGGAAGGUAUCGACCUCUUCCUGGUGGCGGUGCAUGAACUAGGCCACGCUCUGGGCCUGGAGCAUUCAGAGAACCCCGCCGCCAUCAUGGCUCCUUUCUACCAGUGGAGCGACGCGCAAAACUUCAGCCUGCAUGGCGACGACAUCGCAGGGGUCCAGCGCAUGUAUGGUCCUCCUGUAGCCUCUGAUGCUCCGCCCUCUUCUCCUCCCACACAUCGUGAUGACAUCAUCAUCACCACGCCCCCCUCCACACCCUCCUCACCUGAUCCCAACGACCCGACCCAAACCGACCCGGAUCCCCAAGCCCAGCCGGAUCCGAGCCUCAGCCCCCCUCUGGCCACGCCUACCUCUCAUCUGGUUUCGCCCCUCACCACCUGGACCGGGCCGGACCCGGACCCGGACCCGGACCCGGUCACGCCGGCGGUCAGGACAGACGGCCCGCCCAGCAUCUGUGACGGAGACUUUGACACGGUGACGUUGCUGCGGGGCGAAAUGUUCGUCUUCAAGGGCCGCUGGUUCUGGCGGGUCCGGAGGAACCGGGUCCUGGAGAACUACCCCAUGCCCAUCUCCGUCUUUUGGAACGGCCUCCCUGACGACAUCAAUGCCGCCUACGAACGACACGACGGGAAAUUUGUCUUCUUUAAAGGCGACAGGUUCUGGUUGUUCCGGGAGGCCGACGUUCUGCCCGGCUAUCCUCAGCCGUUGCACCAGUACGGCCGAGGAAUCCCCGUCCAUCGGAUCGACACCGCCAUCUGGUGGGAGCCCAACGAGUUCACCUACUUCUUCAGCGGCGACAGGUACUGGCGCUACAACGAGGAGACGCGCAGCGCCGACCGCGACUUCCCCAAACCCAUCAGCAGGUGGGGCAAGAUCCCGGCCUCGCCCAGGGGAGCCUUCCUCAGCGACGACGGAGCCUCCACCUACAUCUACAAAGGCUCCAGUUACUGGAGGUUCGACAACCGCCGGACGGAGGCGGACCGCGGCUACCCCCGCUCCAUCCUGAAGGACUUCAUGGGCUGCGUUGGAGUCCCCGACCCAGACCCGGACCCGGAAACCGAGCGGAACCCGGGGACGGAACCGGUCCGACCCCCGCAGCCGACCGAACCGGGUCGCGGGCCGGACCGGGAGCUCAGGCCCGGCAGCACAGAAGACGACCCAGACCAGGAAGUAAACGUGGUGGUGACGGUGACCGACAGCGAGUCAAAGGUCAUGACCCUGGUCAUGGUGACGGCACCGCUGCUGCUCAUCCUGUGCAUCCUGGUUCUGGUCUACAGCAUCCUCCGGACUCUGCAGAACAAGGAGCCACCCCGGGCCCUGGUGCACUGCAAGCGCUCUCUGCAGGACUGGGUCUGACCCAGUCCGCGGGCCGACUGGACCGCCGGUACCACCGGUACCACCGGUACCACCGCCCCGAUCCCUCACCACCACACUGUCACCCUCUGCCCUCCUUCUUCAAUCUCAGAUUUGUUUAAAAGUGUCGCAGCUCCUGUCUGCUCUCUGUGCCUUUGGCUGGACGAUGAGGCUGCUGCUGGACGCCAGCCUCAUCUGGACGCCAGUGAGCUUCGGAUCAGCUCCAGGCGGAUCCGGCUGCAGCAGAAAUGCAGACGAAGACAUUAGAGCUCAGAGAUCAGAGACACUGCAACCCGACACCACGGCGUCACUGAAUACCAAACUCCUUAUGUUGUUUAUUCAACUCAAAACUCUGAUUUUAUCUGACAAUCAAUCAGGACGUGGAGAAGACCAGAAGGUUCCACAGCAUCAUGCUGCCACCACCAUGCUUUAGCCUGGAGGUGGAGAGUUCAGGCUGUUGGAUUUUGAGCUCUUGGAGCUGUUCAUAGCUGGGAUGUUGUCGCAGAUCCGAACCUGGCUGUAAACAGAACCAGAAACUUCCAGUUCUGCUGCAGGACCUCUGGAACCUCUGAGACCAGAACCAGAACCGCUCCAGUUAGAUCAUGUGUUGUCCUAGGUAACAAUCAACUAACUGUGUUACCUUCUGUUUUUAUAAUAAUGCUCUACAUAAUACUUCCUGAUUUAACACCUUUAAAUUGGGCCUCUGGCUCUUUAAAAGC
Xiphophorus maculatus (southern platyfish) is the source of this 3032-nucleotide messenger RNA. RefSeq names its product matrix metalloproteinase-15-like. The record is from RefSeq and is a predicted model, not a curated record. NCBI's taxonomy places the organism in Eukaryota, Metazoa, Chordata, Actinopteri, Cyprinodontiformes, Poeciliidae. Gene Ontology annotation, cellular component: extracellular matrix. The coding region runs from base 265 to 2316 and encodes 683 amino acids. Gene Ontology annotation, biological process: collagen catabolic process; extracellular matrix organization; proteolysis. Gene Ontology annotation, molecular function: metalloendopeptidase activity; zinc ion binding. The transcript has 10 exons.